AUGCAGACUAUCAAAUGUGUAGUGGUGGGCGAUGGUGCCGUCGGAAAGACAUGCCUGUUGAUCUCGUAUACGACUAACAAAUUCCCAAGUGAAUAUGUUCCUACCGUCUUCGAUAAUUACGCCGUUACCGUUAUGAUCGGCGACGACCCAUACACGCUCGGACUUUUUGAUACCGCUGGCCAGGAGGAUUAUGAUCGCCUACGCCCGCUAUCGUAUCCGCAAACGGACGUCUUCUUGGUCUGCUUUAGUGUCACUUCCCCUGCAUCAUUUGAGAACGUCAAGGAGAAAUGGUUCCCUGAAGUUCACCACCACUGUCCUGGCGUGCCUUGCCUCAUCGUUGGCACGCAGAUUGAUCUGAGGGAUGAUCCUCAAGUAAUAGACAAGCUUGGGAGGCAAAAACAGCGCCCUGUGACAUCCGAGCAGGGCGAGCGGUUGGCCAGAGAGUUGGGUGCUGUUAAGUACGUAGAAUGCUCAGCAUUGACGCAGAAGGGAUUGAAGAACGUGUUCGAUGAGGCUAUCGUGGCUGCACUUGAACCCCCCGUGAAGAAGAAGCCCAAAUGUGUCAUUGUUUAA
Messenger RNA from Pleurotus ostreatus (oyster mushroom), 573 nucleotides. It is a transcript of the gene CDC42, whose product is annotated as Rho GTPase. Lineage: Eukaryota; Fungi; Basidiomycota; Agaricomycetes; Agaricales; Pleurotaceae. Gene Ontology annotation, biological process: small GTPase-mediated signal transduction. Gene Ontology annotation, molecular function: GTPase activity; GTP binding. The record is from RefSeq and is a predicted model, not a curated record. The transcript has 5 exons. The coding region runs from base 1 to 573 and encodes 190 amino acids.